Micromonas pusilla CCMP1545 is the source of this 443-nucleotide messenger RNA. RefSeq lists its product as uncharacterized. The transcript has a single exon. The record is from RefSeq and is a predicted model, not a curated record. Bases 1 to 372 code for a protein of 123 amino acids. NCBI's taxonomy places the organism in Eukaryota, Viridiplantae, Chlorophyta, Mamiellophyceae, Mamiellales, Mamiellaceae.
AUGCUACGCGACGCCGUGGAGGGUCUCGCGAGGGAUCUGGCGCUCGACGUGGCGGUCGUCGAGGGAAACGCCGGGCGAUUGGUCGUCACGAACGAGCGGUUGCUGACGUGGCUCGAUCGCGGUGGGCAGUCCGCGGGGACGCGCGGGGACGACGACGACGACGGCGACGACGGCGGCGGCUCGAGACGGACGGCGGCGGCGGCGGACUCCGGGAUCCCCCCGGGGCCGGCCGCGCUCGGACGGCGCGCGCGGCGGUGGCGGCCUCGCGCGCGGCGGCCGAGCGGCGGCGGCGGCGGCGGCGGCGGCGAGCGCGCGAAGGACGUUCCGGGGCUGGACGUCGCGCUCCGGGAGUGGUUGAGGGACAACGCGUGAACGACGCGACGGAUCAAGCGCGCUGUACUAGUACGCGCAUACUGUAUUUUAUGACUGAUGCGCGUACACGU